AUGCCGGGCUACCGCAUGGGUGUCAAAGACUUCUAUGGCAAGGGCAAGACGGUAGACACUUCAAAGAAGUUCACCGUGGUCACACAAUUUGUCGGUACCGGGGACGCUAUGGAGAUCAAGCGUUUCUAUGUCCAGAACGGCAAGACUAUUGCGCAGCCUGCAUCUACUAUUCCUGGCGUAGACGGGAACUCCAUCACAACAAAGUUUUGCGACGAACAGAAAGCUGCGUUCCACGAUACAUACACGUUCAAAGACAAGGGUGGUAUGGCGAACAUGGCAAAGGCUCUCGCAAACGGCAUGGUCCUCGUCAUGAGCCUGUGGGAUGACCAUUACAGCAACAUGCUUUGGCUUGACUCUACGUAUCCCACAGACAAGAAUCCAGACACGGAUCUAGGUACCGGCAGGGGAGAAUGCGAGACGACGAGCGGUGUGCCGGCAGACAUUGAGAGCCAACAUGCUGAUGCCACUGUUGUCUACAGCAACAUCAAGUUCGGGCCACUGAACUCGACCUUCGGUUGA
Molecule: messenger RNA, 519 nt
Organism: Alternaria hordeiaustralica
Lineage: Eukaryota; Fungi; Ascomycota; Dothideomycetes; Pleosporales; Pleosporaceae
Gene: CBH1
Product: Exoglucanase 1
Exons: 2
Coding region: 1-519 (172 amino acids)
Biological process (GO): carbohydrate metabolic process
Molecular function (GO): hydrolase activity, hydrolyzing O-glycosyl compounds
Source: RefSeq, a predicted model, not a curated record